AUGAUUCUGAGAAAGAAACUGAGUUGUUUAUGGACCUUAGGUAUCUGUCUGGUAGCCAGUAAAUCGCCUCCCAAUGUCCCCUCCAUCACAGAUCAGACGUUUAUAGACGAGUGCGCCAAAGCUCACAACGAAGCGCGUGGCAGAGUCCAGCCCACCGCAGCCAACAUGAAACACAUGACUUGGGAUGAAGGUUUAGCGAAGACUGCUAAAGCAUGGGCAAACAAGUGCACAUUCGGACACAACCCCUGUUUACCACUAGCACUUCAGUGCCAUCCAACUUUUCAGUUUGUUGGAGAAAAUAUAUGGUUAGGUGCAUUAACCAUAUUUACACCAAAAUCUGCUGUUGACUUGUGGUAUAAUGAAACUAAAUUUUAUGAUUUUAAUCGUCUAUCGUGUUCCAAAGUUUGUGGCCAUUAUACACAGGUAGUUUGGGCCAAUUCAUAUAAAGUUGGUUGUGGAAUUACAGUUUGUCCUAAACUUGGGGGACCUGACACUACAUUAUUUGUAUGUGACUAUGGACCUGCAGGAAAUUAUGCAAAUAUGCCCCCUUACACUAAUGGAACACCCUGCUCUCUAUGUGAAAAAGGAGAUACUUGCCUAAAGCAACUCUGCCAAAAUGAAGAACGUGAUAAACUUCAAACAUAUCCAAAUUGGAGUCCACCAGGGAUAGCCACUCAGCUGAUUGCAUGUAAUCUAUUGUACCUAAUUUCUGUUCUUCUGAGAAUGUUUUAAUUUUCAUUUAUGUACAAGGGAAAUUCUCAGACCUGACAACAAAGGAAUAGUUUAUGGUUAACUGUAACUCUUAUCUGUUUAAUUAUUAAUACUAAACUCAUAUCUGUUAUUUAAAUUUAAUGUCCGUUUUUAAUUCAAAAGAUAUACUGUAGUAUAGAAGAAGGGUAGCAGUAAAAAAACAAAACAAAACAAAACUUAAGGUGAUUUAAAAAAAUUUUACCUGUAUCAAAAAAGUCCCAUUCUCUAAUAUUCUAGAGCAUCAAUUUAGUUAGAAUAGACUUAAAGAAUUAAACAUUUCAUGUAUUAGGUAUUUUCUUUAUAUGCCAGUAAAUCCCUUUAAGAAUUCCAUCAACAUUAUUCAGAAACAAAAUGUUAUUAAGUUUCAAAUAGCAUAUAAUGUUAUAUUAUGGUAAUAGUCAAUAGUUGAGGAAAUGGAUGAGAACAGAUUAAACUCAAAAAGGGAAAUCAAUUAAAUUUUAAACCUUUGAAAGGUAAAUGUGUGUUCUGAAAAUUAAAAUCACACUCCUUUAGGAUUAAGAGGUUUUAAUCUCUUUUAGGAGAUUUUAUUUUAACAUGUACCCUGUAUAAAAUAACAGGCUGCAUGUAUACCUUUUAAAAUCCUGUAUAAAAUUAUCUAUAGUAUAGUUAACAACAUCUCUACAAAGCAAAGAACUGGUGAAUUCUUGCAUUUAUUUUGGCUGAAGACAAAAAAAAAGUUAUUCAGUUAAUUCAGUUUUUAAUAUCAUUUGCAUUGAAUUGUUGACACCUGUGGACUACAUUAUCCAGAUCUUUUUCUUCUCAACUAAAGCAACCACCAACUUUCCUCAGCUAUAAGUAUUAAAAAUUAUAAUAUUUUUAUGAUGCAAAUGUAUUUUUACAUGAUUUUAAAAUGUAAAUGUAUUUUAAAUGUAUUUUUAACAUGACUGAGAGUUACUUUGUAUAUAUUGCCAAAUAUAUAGGAAUUUCCACAUAGUGGAGUGACUGAUGUUAUUUUUAAGAGAGAAGCCAAGUAACUUUAUAUUUCAAAUCUGCUUGCAUUACUCAA
This is a messenger RNA of Hippopotamus amphibius kiboko, 1777 nucleotides long. RefSeq names its product GLIPR1 like 1 (gene GLIPR1L1). Lineage: Eukaryota; Metazoa; Chordata; Mammalia; Artiodactyla; Hippopotamidae. The transcript is spliced from 6 exons. The record is from RefSeq and is a predicted model, not a curated record. Bases 1 to 732 code for a protein of 243 amino acids. Gene Ontology annotation, cellular component: extracellular region.